This is a messenger RNA of Pan troglodytes (chimpanzee), 7702 nucleotides long. RefSeq names its product ADP ribosylation factor 1 (gene ARF1). The record is from RefSeq and is a predicted model, not a curated record. Gene Ontology annotation, molecular function: GTP binding; GTPase activity. The transcript is spliced from 5 exons. The coding region runs from base 5961 to 6506 and encodes 181 amino acids. NCBI's taxonomy places the organism in Eukaryota, Metazoa, Chordata, Mammalia, Primates, Hominidae.
AAUGUGGGUUUGCGUUUUUGGUCUUGGUUUUCCCAGUGGCCAGUCCAUCAGCCACUGCACUGGGGGCCAGGUAGAGGCCAAUUGCACCCUGCCUGCCAGAGUAGAAAUACUGGUAGGCCCCAGGCUCUGCUGCCCCUUCCAUGUCCUUGUGUAAGCAUCCAUGGACAAAGCUGACUCAUGGGGUGUGCACAGCUGCAGGGAGGCCAGGAAACAGGGGUUUUAUUCUAGAGGGCCUUGUGCUCAGUGACAGACCAGAGUCCCAUCACUGAGAGAGCAGGGCUGGGGCAGCACAAAGGACUGGAGAGCAUUUGCCAUGAUGCCAUGUGCACAGCCAGUGCAAGUCCUUCAUUGUAGCUGUGGUCAGAGGUCAUGAGACACUGCCUUCAGCAGCCCUGGGAGUCCACCUGGUGUGUGGUUAGAGCUGUGCAUCUGCAGAUUUCAGAAGGACUUAUGUUUGGUGAGGUGCUUUGAAGUAACACUUCACAAAUACCAAGAAGCAAGAAAUACACAAAUAAGCAGGUAAUGGUUCUUUGGUGUUUACAUUAGCUAGUGGGCAACGGUUCUUUGGUGUUCACAUUAGCUAUAGUCCCAGAACUCAGUCCAUGAGGUGGAAUCACAAAAAUGGAAUUCAUUUCUGGCUGUCAGUACACAAACUGAUUUAAGAUAUCACCUUGAAUUUUAAGCUGACAAACAGUGGUCUAAACUGAAUUUCACUGAUUGCCCCACCUGAAAGUCAGACCUGAUAGAUAAUGCCCUCCCUUAACUCAAGGCCAGCAGCAGAUGUGUUAGAGGGGACCCUUGUGCCUCGCAGCCCUCAUCUCCUAAUGGCUGUGGGGUCACUGUGUCGAGUUGUAAUGCCUAACAAGCUCCUCUAAAAACAUCCUGAAACUUGUGUAAAAAAAACAGCAGACUCUCAGUGGAACUCGCCUUCAGAUGCAGGCCAGAAUAAGAGUUCUAGAAUGUGUGUGCCGUCCUUUUGUCUCAAUCUGCAUGAUUGCAAGUCUCUUCAACAUGAUUGGGUGCGUGGAGUGUCUCGGUCAUGUGUCUUCCCCUCUGAGCAUGCCUUUUGAUUCGCACCUGUGUCACAAUUGUGCCAGCCUGUGAGAUGUGUCUGCCUGUCACCAGUAUCGGCACAUUUAGUUUUCCCUUUACGUGAGUUUUGGUAAAACAGUGACAAAAUGUAAUGCAGUGCUCAGUCACAGAAAAAUGUCAGGCCUACAGAAAUGGAGCAUUUGGCUGGCGGGUAGAGUGAUGACCAUAAGCUUUAUUUGGCUGGUGUGGUAAACAAGCAGCAGCUUGUGCAGGUGAGAAUAAAUGGCCAUAUUGCAUUUCAUUUUAAGGACUCCCUUAAAAUGAAAAUCUUCGUGUGGGAAAUGAACACAGGCUUUCACGAAAUUGAUCAUCUACACUAUAUGUAUGACUGUUGAAAGGCUGUUGUUCCUCAGAAAUUCUUAAAAUGUUAUGUAAUGUACAUGAGUCCCUUCAGGAAGUCAUCAGCUUUGUUCAGUUUCCUCAGAUUAGAUAGUAAAACUGAGAUUAUGAACUAUAAAGAUGUGUGUAAUUUAUCUGUCAGUGAACUUGACUUUAAUAAAAGCUUUUUAAAAAAGAACUCCGGGUGGGGUGCAUUGGCUCACACACAUAGUCCCAACUACUGUGGAGGUCAGGGCAGGAGGAUCACUGGAGCCCAAGAGUUCAAGAUCAGCCUGGGCAGGAUAGCGAGACCCUGUCUAUAGAAAAUAUUAAAAAUCAGCUAGGCAUGGUGGCUUGCCCUUGCAUUCCCUGCCACUUGGGAGGCUGAGGUGGGAGGUUCGCUUGAGCCCAGGAGCUCAAGGCUGCAAUGGGCUGUGAUCGAACCACCGAAUUCCAACCUGGGUGACAGAGUGAGGCCCUGUCUCAAAAAGAGAACUCUCAAUGUCACUGGCUUUCCAUGUAAGCAGAGCACAUCAUGUGAGCCCCAUUCGUGGAUGUCAGUCAGCAGAACAGAAUCUUGGACCUGGAGCUUGUUUGUCCUGUGCUAGAGGUUGGAGGUAUCUCUGUCUUUCUGUUGGUUCCUGUCAGUUCAGGUCACUUAGAGAUUCUGUUACAUACACCAGCUCUGACAGGUUGGGGGAGAUGAUCAACCUUUCGCCUGCGCCUGUUCCCUUCCCUGACUCAUGCCAAAGUAUCCCUGAGAUCUGCAAGGGACCGAGGACAGUACUGGCUGGUGGUCUGGGUACAGGCCACAGAGGCAUCUGGACCCCAUGUGCAUCUGGACCAGUUUGGUUGGAUCCAUUCAUGGACACAAAACGGAUGUGAACUCACAGAGCUACAUUUUCUCCCUGCCCCUGUUCAGGCACAGUGAGGUGUUGGGGAAUGUAGCUGCCAGAGUUGACUGUCCCGUUCUUUGGUGUAAUGCCUGAAGGCCACCUUUACCAUUGGUCUGUGGUCCUCACUGAAGAAAGAAACAUUCUUCCUAAAAGACUUUUUUUCCUCAGAGUUGGAGCCCACAGCGUGGUCAGGAAAGAGAAGUAGCCACUGGUGGCUCCUGGCAUCCUCCUGCUGGGCAGCCCCUUCUCAAAGUGUGAGGGGUCCCCUUGUGUACAAGCAGGAAGGCUCUGAGAAAGUCAGGUUUGCUCCUACCACAGGAUAAUUCCGAUGAACCUGAAAAGCGGGUUUUGGCUUGUGUGCAGGGACUCUGGUGGAAGAAAGGGUGACAGCACCUGGCCUGGGCAUGACACAAGUUAGGACCUGUACCAGGAGGCCCUGGAAUUGAGGGUGGGGGUUGCUAUGGACUCUUUCUCCCUCUUAGGAAACUCUAUUGGGUCUCCAUCUGUCACAGAAGCAGUAAAUGAUGUAGGGGCUGCCAGGUAUAGGGUCCUGUGGGGAUGCUGGAACAUGCCGAGGCAGGACGUGCCAGCCACCCUCUGCCCAUAUGUGCAGCAGGGCCACAGAUGUGCUUGUCGGUAGGAGAGACCAAGCUGUCUGUGUGCCGAUGUCUUGACACCUGAGACUUCAGGUUCACCCCUCCUGGUUCUGCCAUUCCAUUGCAGGGUGGCUUCCCUCCUUUGGGGACUGAACGCUUUGGUCUGUUAAAAAAAAACAAAAAACAAAAAAUCCGGGCGUGGUGGCUCACUCCUGUAAUCCCAGCACUUUGGGAGGCCGAGGUGGGCUGAUCAUCUGAGGUCAGGGGUUCGAGGCCAGCCCUGACCAACAUGGUGAAACCCCGUCUCUACACCAAGCUCAGCUUGGUGGCACGCGCCUGUAGUCCCAGCUACUCGGGAAGCUGAGGCAGGAGAAUCUCGAACCUGGGAGGCAGAGGUUGCAGUGAGCCGAGAUCGCGCCUGGGAGGUUGCAGUGAGCUGAGAUCAAGCCACUGCACUCCAGCCUGGAUGACAGAGUGAGACUCUGUCUCAAAAAAAAAAAGCCACCAAUGGGGAGGGCCUGGGAUUACUGGCAUCACAAACCCCGCUGCCUGCAGGCUGCAUGGUCUCCUGGGCAUGGUUGGCGGCACUGCCCCGGGCAUGAGGAGGUAGCAGGCAUGUGUGGAUCACGGACAGUGCUGGGGUCGAGGGGGUUGGUGACGGUGUGACACCCCUUCUCCUGAGUGGCUGGGUGUUACUGUCAAUUCUCCCAAGUGCCGUGCUUCAGUGGUCGUGGCAGUCUGGUGCUGCCUCUGCCCAACUGGCAGGCGACCCUUAUUCCUGAGUCCCUGCUGACUUGGUGUCCUAGGUUUAUUCCUCCUAGACUUGUUAACUUGUACAGUUAACAAGCCUUUGACACCACACACCCUCGCCUCAGCUUUCCAACCCCCCAGUAAUAACAACAUCAGGACUCCCUGAGUAUCCUCCACCAUAUGUUUUCCUGGAGUAACUCAUAAAAGGCCCUCUUUUCGUUCCAUUUCAUGCUUGGGUUUUUCAUGCGAACCUGUCAUUAGUUUUUCCGCAUUGCCUAGAGUUGCCCAACCCCAUAAUAAGAAUACGUAGGUGGCGUGCCCCAUUCUUGCAGGUGUCCACUUCCUGCUCCAGUCUGAGGGGGUUGGCUAGGCUGCUGCUCUCUCUCCAUGUGGGGUUGGCUAGGCUGCUGCUCUCUCUCCACGUUGCUGUGGGCUCACAUCCUCUCCCUGGUUCCCUGGGGGAGCUUCUUAGGGAGGGAGCAUGUGAGAGGUCUGAGGCCCUGCAGUUUGGGAGUUAUUUUCAUUCUCCCCUAACACUUGUUGGAUACUUUGGCUGGGUAUAGAAUUAAAGGGUUUCGAAAGCAGUAUUUCAGAGUCUUCCAUUCUCUGGGGCAUCAGAGGUGUCAUUUGCCCCUGUGCAUUCUGGAGUCCACCUUGCACCUUUAUUGGGUCUCAUCUAGGUCCUUGGCUUUGCUCUUUGGCCCUUUGAGGCCGAAACCCAGAUUCCUGGGUCCCCACUCUGGAACACAGAAAAAUUUCACCCCGUAAUUUCGUACGUUCUUUCUUUUUAGGGUUUCUGUUGGUUGAUAUCUUAAGUUACUCCUCAUCUUCCUUUUUCAUUCUGUUUGUUUUUGUUCUGCCUUCUGAGCACCUUCAUUUUGAACUUUCCUUUUCAGCUAUUUGUGUAUCUAUCAGGUUUCUCUCCUUGUCCUUUGUUAAAAUAGUCUUCUGUCUUCAGUCUCCUGUCUUGGUUGCCUCCUUGCAGAUUCCUUUUAUAUUUGGGUCUCUUAUGUUGGUGGCCUUUCAAAGGCAGACAGGCCUGUCUCUUGGUGGGGGGUGGGGGUGGGCGGAGCUCCAGUUGCUUGUGUGUGGAUCUGCUGGGGCAUAUAGAACUCUCAGGAAUUAUUCUGGAAUUUCAUGGCUCAAGUGUGUUGUCAUGGCUCAGCGCAGGCCUAAGCCCUGCUGCAGCUGCUCCCCUAGACCAAGCUUGUCCAACCCUUAGGCCGCAUGUGGCCCAGGAUGGCUUUGAACCCGACCCAACACAAAUUUCUAAUAAAACAUUGAGAUUUUGGGGGUUUUUGUUUUGGUUUGGUACACCAGCUGUUGUGUUAGUAUAUUUUGUGUGUGGUCCAAGACAAUUCUUCCAUUGUGGCCCAGGGUAGCCAAGAUUGGACAUUGCUGCCCUAGGCAGUCCCAGCUUCAUCCCUUGGGUCCCAGGCGGUCCAGUUUUCUCUGCCUGGUCAAUCAUCACAUCCAAGGUCUUCCUCCCUUUUCUCUCUGCCCUUCAAGGUGUGUGUGUCAUUUUGGUGUCUUCAUUGGUAGUGGUUGCAGGAGUGGACUGAGAGGGCAGGUAUUCAGUCUCUUCUGUGCUCCAUGGGUGGUGGUCUUCCUCUGGGCUUAGAAAACCUGGCUGUCCCCCAAAAGGGAACACUACAGUGAAGGUCCUUAUAAAUUUCAGAACUCAUUUAAAUUUCAGAAUAGGUGACAUGUUCAAAACCAAGAGCAAAGUGUCCAAAGGACACCGAUCCAGCUUGAAGGGGUUCUGUGGCUCAUCUGGGAUGAUGGCAGUGUUAAAUCAGACACGGGCGGCCAGUUCACACCCACUGAAACACACAGGCAUGUGUGGGCUCUUGCCGAUGUUGAGAAAUGGAGAAGAGGCAUUUCCUUGCCGUAGCGUGCUGGGGUGACUGGAUGAGAGAGUCACCAGCGGACAGUCAUGGCCAUGAUUCAGCCAAAAGCCACCUGUGUGUGGAACCCCUGGUGGAGGAGGUCUGCUGAGGGGUGGGUGUGCUCACAGGCUCCUGGCAUGUCCUCUUGAAGGCAGAAGUCUUCCUUACUCGGGGUAAGCCCCGCUUGCGGGUGCAGUGAAGAAGCAGUCAUUGUUUCAGAAAGUGACCAGUUUUUUCUAAAGUCCCUGUUCGGGAUAAAAUCACCUGAUUCGUGAAAUUGCCCACUGGCCAGUGAGGCCAAAGCCUAACAACUUCAGUGUCCUCGCAGAGGCGUCUGGGCAGUGGAGGCCCUUCCUGCUGGAGUCUCCGCAGGGCUCUGAUGGUGUCCCUGGCCAGUGUCCUUCCACCUGUCCACAAGCAUGGGGAACAUCUUCGCCAACCUCUUCAAGGGCCUUUUUGGCAAAAAAGAAAUGCGCAUCCUCAUGGUGGGCCUGGAUGCUGCAGGGAAGACCACGAUCCUCUACAAGCUUAAGCUGGGUGAGAUCGUGACCACCAUUCCCACCAUAGGCUUCAACGUGGAAACCGUGGAGUACAAGAACAUCAGCUUCACUGUGUGGGACGUGGGUGGCCAGGACAAGAUCCGGCCCCUGUGGCGCCACUACUUCCAGAACACACAAGGCCUGAUCUUCGUGGUGGACAGCAAUGACAGAGAGCGUGUGAACGAGGCCCGUGAGGAGCUCAUGAGGAUGCUGGCCGAGGACGAGCUCCGGGAUGCUGUCCUCCUGGUGUUCGCCAACAAGCAGGACCUCCCCAACGCCAUGAAUGCGGCUGAGAUCACAGACAAGCUGGGGCUGCACUCCCUACGCCACAGAAACUGGUACAUUCAGGCCACCUGCGCCACCAGCGGUGACGGGCUCUAUGAAGGACUGGACUGGCUGUCCAAUCAGCUCCGGAACCAGAAGUGAACGUGACCCCCCUCCCUCUCACUCCUCUUGCCCUCUGCUUUACUCUCAUGUGGCAAACGUGCGGCUCGUGGUGUGAGUGCCAGAAGCUGCCUCCGUGGUUUGGUCACCGUGUGCAUCGCACCGUGCUGUAAAUGUGGCAGACGCAGCCUGCGGCCAGGCUUUUUAUUUAAUGUAAAUAGUUUUUGUUUCCAAUGAGGCAGUUUCUGGUACUCCUAUGCAAUAUUACUCAGCUUUUUUUAUUGUAAAAAGAAAAAUCAACUCACUGUUGAGUGCUGAGAGGGGAUGUAGGCCCAUGGGCACCUGGCCUCCAGGAGUCGCUGUGUUGGGAGAGCCGGCCACGCCCUUGGCUUUAGAGCUGUGUUGAAAUCCAUUUUGGUGGUUGGUUUUUAACCCAAACUCAGUGCAUUUUUUAAAAUAGUUAAGAAUCCAAGUCGAGAACACUUGAACACACAGAAGGGAGACCCUGCCUAGCAUAGAUUUGCAGUUACGGCCUGGAUGCCAGUCGCCAGCCCAGCUGUUCCCCUCGGGAACAUGAGGUGGUGGUGGCACAGCAGACCGCGAUCAAUUCUGCAUGGUCACAGUAGAGAUCCCCGCAACUCGCUCGUCCUUGGGUCACCCUGCAUUCCAUAGCCAUGUGCUUGUCCCUGUGCUCCCACGGAUCCCAGGGGCCAGGCUGGGAGCCCACAGCCACCCCACUCUCCCGCAGGCCGCCCUACCCACCUUCAGGCAGCCUAUGGGACGCAGGGCCCCAUCUGUCCCUCGGUCACCGUGUGGCCAGAGUGGGUCCGUCGUCCCCAACACUCGUGCUCGCUCAGACACUUUGGCAGGAUGUCUGGGGCCUCACCAGCAGGAGCGCGUGCAAGCCGGGCAGGCGGUCCACCUAGACCCACAGCCCCUCGGGAGCACCCCACCUCUGUGUGUGAUGUAGCUUUCUCUCCCUCAGCCUGCAAGGGUCCGAUUUGCCAUCGAAAAAGACAACCUCUACUUUUUUCUUUUGUAUUUUGAUAAACACUGAAGCUGGAGCUGUUAAAUUUAUCUUGGGGAAACCUCAGAACUGGUCUAUUUGGUGUCGUGGAACCUCUUACUGCUUUCAAUACACGAUUAGUAAUCAACUGUUUUGUAUACUUGUUUUCAGUUUUCAUUUCGACAAACAAGCACUGUAAUUAUAGCUAUUAGAAUAAAAUCUCUUAACUAUU